This is a messenger RNA of Pezoporus occidentalis (night parrot), 2893 nucleotides long. RefSeq names its product G protein-coupled receptor 34 (gene GPR34). Lineage: Eukaryota; Metazoa; Chordata; Aves; Psittaciformes; Psittacidae. Gene Ontology annotation, molecular function: G protein-coupled purinergic nucleotide receptor activity. Gene Ontology annotation, biological process: G protein-coupled receptor signaling pathway. The record is from RefSeq and is a predicted model, not a curated record. Bases 381 to 1523 code for a protein of 380 amino acids. The transcript is spliced from 2 exons. Gene Ontology annotation, cellular component: membrane.
GCCACUGACACUGCUCACCAGAAACAAAAUUUCUGAGAAAAAAAUAAAAUAAAAAAAUCCAAAUCUCCAACUCAAGAGAAAUUUUAUUAUAGAAUGUCUCCCAGCAAACCCCAAAUUAACAGCAAAACUGAUCUUUUCAAUAAACUGAGUUUUGCUAGUUAAAACACAUUUAAAAAAAACCCAGUUGCAACACUAGUUAAACUUCCCCUUGUUGCUAAUUGUACUAUGUCAGCUGAUUCUUAUCACUUUCAUAGAGAAGCUGGUGAUUUAGCUUUCUAAUAAGAGGACUUGCAUGUUACUCCUCCCUGUCUUCACUAGGGGUUUUGAAAAUCAGCAGAAGUUCUUAAUAUAUAAAUGAACAGCUAAAAAAAUCCUCACAAAUGAUGGGUGCAGCUUCAGCUGAUUUACUGACCAUUAUUCCAUACAAGGAGGACUUUUGGAGUAACCUACCUAACCUGGCCAUAAAUGCCUCAGAAAUUCAAAACAAUGCCACUUGUUCCUUAGAUGACAACUCACUGUCACUUGCUUUGAUAGUUUUUUACUCUAUUAUUUUUGUCGUUGGAUUGGUUGGAAAUAUUAUAGCCCUGUUUGCUUUCCUGUGCAUUCAUCAGAAAAGGAAUUCUAUCCAAGUUUACUUGCUAAAUGUAGCCAUUGCAGACCUUCUGCUGAUCUUCUGUCUUCCCUUCCGAAUACUCUAUCAUGUUACCAAAAACACCUGGCUGUUUGGACUGAUUUUAUGCAAGAUUGUAGGAACUCUAUUUUAUAUGAACAUGUACAUUAGCAUAGUACUGUUGGGACUAAUCAGUCUAGAUCGUUAUGUAAAAAUAAAUAAGUCUGUGAAGCGCCCUAAAAUGUUAACUACUAGACGAAGUAUACAUAUCUGUUGUACGGUGUGGGCAAUCGCACUAACAGGAUUUACAAUAGUAGUUGCACCAUCUUUCUUUAAGAGUGAGAACAGCAAUUCUACCAUGUGCUUUCAUUACCGAAAUAAACACAAUGCAAAGACAGAAGCAAUUUUAAAUUAUGUUAUUGUAAUCAUUUUUUGGAUAGUUUUUUUCCUUUUGAUACUUUCGUAUGUUAAAAUUGCUAAGAACCUCCUGAAAAUUUCGAGGAAAAGAGCAAAUUUUCCCAAUGCUGGAAAAUACACCCAGACAGCAAGGAACUCCUUCAUUGUGCUCAUUAUUUUCACCAUCUGUUUUGUUCCUUACCACAUAUUCCGGUUUGUCUACAUUACAUCACAGUUACAAAAUCCAUCUUGUCAUUGGAAGGAAAUCAUUCACAAAUGCAAUGAGGUGAUGCUCAUAUUCUCAUCUUUUAACAGCUGCUUAGACCCAGUUAUGUAUUUCCUAAUGUCCAGAAGUGUCCGUAAGACUGUAUUCCAACUUAUCUGCAGAAGACUUCAUGGAGAUUCAGGCCUAGCACUGGAAAGUACUUCAGAAAUAAAACUUGGACAAUAUACACAAGAGCGAUUUUCUACUACCACUCCCCACUCAAGUUCUUUAAAGAAGAAAUCUCUGAUUUGAUUGUUUAAAGGAAUGGAUAAUAACUUUUCUCUGUUGCUUCAGGAUUUGUAUCAAUUCAUCAUCACAUCAAUUUAAGAUUACCAAAUGCUAUACUGUACAGCUACUAAUCCUGCCUCUUUCUUCCUGGUAAAAAAAAAACGAGAAGUCUUACUUCUGUUUGUGAAAAUAAGAAGUUGCUUUUCAGAAGUACUUCACUCUUGUUUAUCCAAGAAAACAAAAUAGGAAGUUCUCAGACAUCUUCUGUUGGACUAAACUAGAACACUAACUCUUUAAGGAAAUUUCCAUGAAGUGGAUUGAACACGUAUAAAGAAUCUUGUAUAUAGACAUUAAUAUAACAAACUUCUGUAUGUAAAUAAUGAAUUUUGUAAAAAAUAAUGUGUCCUAUUCAAAAGAGCUAUAUAAAUCAUUACAGAUUUUAUGUACUUCUCUGUUUUAAUAGGUUUCAAAUACAUCAGCUUUUUAACUACAUUUAUAGAAGUAUUUUUUCCAAGAAAAUAUUUGACAGCUCAGUAACACACAUGGUUUGAAAAUGAGGAAGAAUAUAACUGACAUUAAUUCAGUUAUAAUUACAGAAGAUACACUUAAUUUUAUUAAAUAGCAAGCAUUUUAUCCCAAGAACAACUUAAAGGCUAGAAAGGUGAACCAAUUAAAUACUAAGUGUUAAGCUCCAUAAAAUAAGGAUUUAUUAUCCUGAACACAUACAAGCAGUGUUGCUCAAGUAAGCUGAUGUAAAGAAGUCAGUUUUAAUAUUACUACCAGUAACUUCUCUGACGGAUCAUGUCACUUUUUAUGCCAAACCUCUGACAAAAUUUGUGGAUUUUUACUAAUUCUGUACAAUAUUCUGGUUUUACAAAAGUUACUCAUAAAACUCACACUGAGCAAAGUAAACAUAACACUUCUGCUAUAUAAACUUGGCUUAAUUUUCAUGUGAUUUUACUUCAUUCAGUUUUGGUGAAAUUGGGUAUAAACAUGUGAAACGAAUUACAAUGACCAGCCAGUGGGGUUUUUUUUGUUGGUUUUUUAAACAAAAAAAGGGUAGGAUUUCUUAAUGUUCAAGAGAGAGAUGCCUAUGAGCAUGUACUUUUUAUAUAAGUACAAUGGUAACUGGAUUUUUUUUGGCAAGUAAGAUAUUUGUACGAUGAUUUCUGAUUGAUUCUCACAAUAAUUGCAUUGUAUUUUUUUCAUGAUCUUUAUCAUCUUAUCAUCUUUUUUCAUGUAUGCUGAAGAACUGUUUUGGCUCUGUAAUUGUAAAGUGCAUGGAAUAGCAUGUUGCUCAUCCUUUGCAAUUCUGCUAUGCAGUAUAGUAGUUCUACAUAGUUACAUCAACUCUGGGAAAUCUAGUGGAGCUUAUAAACCAUCAUUUCACAAGA